Macrosteles quadrilineatus (aster leafhopper) is the source of this 1112-nucleotide messenger RNA. Its product is annotated as G kinase-anchoring protein 1-like. NCBI's taxonomy places the organism in Eukaryota, Metazoa, Arthropoda, Insecta, Hemiptera, Cicadellidae. Gene Ontology annotation, cellular component: Golgi apparatus. Gene Ontology annotation, biological process: signal transduction. The record is from RefSeq and is a predicted model, not a curated record. The transcript is spliced from 8 exons. The coding region runs from base 104 to 1099 and encodes 331 amino acids.
AACGCUUAACGGAACGCUAAGAAAGAAGACGAAGAGUGUGGUGUGGAGUGUGAACACCAACCAAGUUACAAGUUUUUGUAAAAGUCCAGUCAACACCUCAACAAUGGUCACACCAGCAGCUUCAAGAUUUGCUAUUUUGCCUAUAGAUGAUGAUGGCGAUACUUCUAGACGGAUCACAGCAAAAAUGAUCAAGAAAAACGAACAAUUUAAGACCCAAAACAACACAGGCAUUAAAAAGCCGGAACAGGCAAAAAAGAAACAAACUGGAAAGAAAAACCAGGAUUCUCAGGGAAGUACAGCCAAUAAAGCAAAGCCAAAGAGCGAGAACAAGAAAAAAAAACCAGAGGAUCAAUGGCAACAAUGGAAGGAAAAAGAUGCGCAGUUUGUUGAUUGCCACUACGAAAACGAGUUACAACAAGCAAUUCUUCAGUCAAAACUGGAUUAUGAAGAAAACAAGGAACAUUAUGACCAGAUGAAGAAAGCUGCCGAGGAAGAGAAGAAGGCGACGGGCUCAAAGAAAAAUAAAAAAUCAAAUAAAGCCCAACCCAUGAGUUUGAGCCAGUUUAAUCAACUCGGUGUUGAAAAUCAGGUUGAGGAGGCUGGACCAGCCGGUGAUCAUCUUGUAAACGGAAAUCAAAAUCCUGAUCCAGAAUUUUUCAAUAGAAUAAAGUCAGAGGCAAAAAAAGCCUUGCAAACAGAAAAAGCUGAAGAAGAAAGAAAGGCUAGACAGCCUCUAAUUGAUGAAAUAAUUUCCGCUAAUCAGUUCAAAGACCGAUUGGAAAAGUGUCAAGAGGAAAUAGAAAGACUGAAAAACGAGAAUAGCAGUUUACAUGAUGAGCUGAUGAAUGUUAAAAAUAGAAAUAAAAAGCUAUGUCAACUUCUACUGCAAGGAGAGAUGAAGGACAAGGCAGAAGUAUUGGUAGAGGUGCAUGAUCUAGAGAGGGUGAAGAAUGAGCUGUCCAAUGAAGUAUCAAGACUGGUAGCUCUGCUGGAGCAGGAGAAGAGCAAAGUCAGAGAGUUGAUGGAAUCCAAGACCAAGCCGGUGAACAAGAAGAACGUACGUUUCAAUGCCGCUUCUGAAACUACAAGAAGCAAAUGAUUAAAAAUGUUAG